Molecule: messenger RNA, 7746 nt
Organism: Arvicola amphibius (Eurasian water vole)
Lineage: Eukaryota; Metazoa; Chordata; Mammalia; Rodentia; Cricetidae
Gene: Tecpr2
Product: tectonin beta-propeller repeat containing 2
Exons: 20
Coding region: 248-4501 (1417 amino acids)
Molecular function (GO): protein binding
Source: RefSeq, a predicted model, not a curated record
CACGGGUCGGCAGACACUUGUGGCUCUGUCACUCUAGCUCUCCGCGGAGUCGCAGCUGCUCUUGGAGGCCCAACCCGUUGCCCAGGCAACAGGCUCCCGGCAGCCCCUGCGGCCCGGAGUGCAUCUUGCCUCCUCCGGGCUGGCGGGGUUGACGAGUCCUGAGGGGCUGCUGCGGGAGCCUGCAGGUUUCCCUAGAUGAUGAAUAAGCAUUCCUUCUGCCUGAAGAACAUCUGUGGAAACCUUGACCAUGGCAUCGAUAUCAGAACCUGUUACAUUCCGAGAAUUCUGCCCUUUGUACUAUCUCCUCAAUGCCAUUCCCACAAAGAUCCAGAGGGGCUUUCGCUCUAUUCUGGUCUACCUCACAGCCCUGGAUGCCAACGGGGACUACAUUGCGGUGGGCAGCAGCAUCGGCAUGCUCUACUUGUACUGUCGGCACCUCAACCAGAUGAAGAAGUACAACUUUGAAGGAAAGACAGAGUCUAUCACUGUGGUGAAGCUGCUGAGCUGCUUUGAUGACCUUGUGGCAGCAGGCACCGCCUCUGGGAGGGUUGCCGUUUUCCAGCUUGUGUCUUCCUUGCCGGGGAGGAACAAGCAGCUUCGGAGAUUUGAUGUCACUGGUGUUCACAAAACCAGCAUUACAGCUCUGGCUUGGAGCCCCAAUGGGAUGAAGCUGUUCUCCGGAGAUGACAAGGGGAAGAUCGUCUACUCCUCUCUCGAUCUAGACCAGGGUAUCUGCAACUCACACCUUGUGUUGGAGGAGCCGUCUUCCAUUGUGCAGCUGGAUUACAGCCAGAAAGUGCUGCUCGUGUCCACCUUGCAGAGGAGCCUGCUCUUUUACACCGAGGAAAAGGCUGUCAAGCAGAUUGGAUCCCAGCCAAGGAAGAGUACUGGGAAAUUUGGUGCUUGUUUUAUACCAGGACUGUGUAAGCAAAGUGACCUAACCCUGUAUGCAGCCCGGCCUGGGCUCCGGCUAUGGAAGGCUGAUGUCCAUGGGACCGUUCAAGCCACGUUUAUCCUCAAGGAUGUCUUUGCUGGAGGAGUCACACCUUUUGAGCUCUACCCUCGCCUGGAGCCCUCUGAUGGGGGAAGUUGCAGCUCUCCUGAGAAACACCUGGGGCUCGUUUCAUGCUUCUUCCGGGAAGGCUGGGUGUUGAGCUGGAAUGAGUACAGUAUCUAUCUUCUGGACACCGUCAACCAGGCCACCGUUGCUGGUUUGGAAGGACUGGGUGAUAUUGUGUCUGUUUCCUGCACAGAAAAUGAAAUAUUUUUCCUAAAGGGAGAUAGGAACAUUAUAAGGAUUUCAAGCAGGCCUGAAGGACUGGCAUCCAUAGCAAGAGAUGGUCUGGAGACGCGAUGUUCAGAGCAGGUCCGUGGGCAGCAUUUGGAAAAGUCACUCGGGGACACUGUUUGUGAGACAAGGCUUCGAGGCUUUUCUGUGGCCAGUUCUGUGGCCAGUGAGCAGCGGAGCAGGAGCAGUUCAUUCAACUCCACAGACAGUGGCUCUGGGCUGCUGUUGCCCGGACUUCAGGCACCCCCUGAACUGGACCAGGGUGGCCAGCCAUCCUCACAGAGAUUCAGUGUUAUCAGCUCUGAAGACUUUGACCAGGAGCUUAUUGUGAAACCUAUCAAAGUGAAGAAGAGGAGGAGGAAGAGAAAGACAGAAGGUGGAACCAAGAGCACUUGCCAAAGUUCCCUCGAGUCAACUCCCUGCUCCGAGUUCCCUGGUGACAGCCCCCAGUCCUUGAACACAGACCUCUUGUCCAUGACCUCAAGUGCUCUGGGCAGUAGUGUGGAUCAGUUGAGCACAGGAUCUCCAGACCGGGAGAGCAACCCCAGUGCUGAGGUGAAUGGGAUCAUUCAGGAAGACAAUGGCCCUGAAGCAUUCAGUGUUCUGGAGGUUCCUGAAUCUGCCUCUGACCCAGUAGAUGAAGAAAACGGUACUGGAAAGGAAAUCUACCAGUGUGACCACACACAGGACAUGGGCCUGCUCAAUGGAGUGUUGACUUUACCCUUUCAGCCAGGGGAGGAUGGGGGAGGUGAUGACAUCGUCUCAGGACCUGAAGAGGAGGCUGGUGCUGCUGAUGGUGUACAUACACAGGUGUGCCUGCAGAAACAGGACAGCUCUGCUGAGGCGCAAGGGGUGAGCACCGUGGAGCUCAGUGACCCCCAGAGCACUUUUUCUGAAGCUCUUCUUCUGGACUCACCUACAGCACCUUCCAGCCCCAGCUGGCCCCCAGGCGCUGAGCAGUGGCUGCCUGGCCUUGGAGUUUAUGAAGUUAGCAAUGAGGAGGCCAGCCCAGAGCCAGACAUCCUGGCCCAUGUGGAGGUCCCUAGCCACCCAAGCUCAAAUCCCUGGCAUGUAGUCACCAAUAAUGAUACAAAUCACAAAGUAAUACCUACUUCUGAAUGUGACAUAGGAAAUGUGGAAGGACAGGUGACUCCUCUUGUCUCUGCCUUGGUGGCCAGCACCCAUGAGCAUUGGCUGGACAAAUCUUUCCAGGACCAGGCAGUGACAUCCAGUGAUGAGGAAGACAUUUAUGCCCAUGGACUCCCAUCUUCAUCCUCAGAGACGAGUGUGGCAGACCUUGGAGCUGGUCGCUCUCUGCAGGACCUGAGCCAACCAGGGACUGAUGACACCACACUGCUCAAGACAGAUCAGUUUGCAGAAAGCUGGAUGGGCUACUCGGGUCCUGGCUAUGGCAUCCUCAGCUUGGUGGUCUCGGAAAAGUUUAUCUGGUGUCUAGACUACAAGGGUGGCCUAUUCUGCAGUGCCCUUCCUGGCGCAGGGCUGCGCUGGCAGAAGUUUGAAGAUGCUGUCCAGCAGGUGGCAGUCUCUCCCUCAGGGGCCCUUCUCUGGAAGAUUGAACAGAAAUCCAACCGUGCUUUUGCUUGUGGCAAAGUGACCAUCAAGGGAAAGCGGCACUGGUACGAGGCUCUGCCCCAGGCUGUGUUUGUGGCCCUGAGUGACGACACAGCCUGGAUCAUCAGGACCAAUGGAGACCUGUACCUUCAGACAGGUCUCAGUGUGGAUCGGCCAUGUGCCCGAGCUGUGAGGGUUGACUGCCCCUACCCGCUGUCCCAGAUCACUGCCCGGAACAAUGUGGUGUGGGCACUGACGGAGCAGAGGGCCCUCCUGUACCGGGAGGGCGUGAGUAGCUUCUGUCCUGAAGGGGAACAGUGGAAGUGUGAUAUUGUCAGUGAAAGGCAAACUCUGGAGCCUGUCUGCAUAACUCUCGGGGAUCAGCAUACUCUCUGGGCAUUGGACAUUCAUGGAAAGCUGUGGUUCAGAACUGGCGUGAUUCCCAAGAAGCCUCAAGGGGAUGAUGACCAUUGGUGGCAGGUGAGCAUCACGGACUAUGUGGUAUUUGACCAGUGCAGCUUGUUCCAGACCAUCAUGCAUGCCACACACUCAGUAGCGACAGCAGCUCAAGCCCCUGUGGAAAAGGUAGCAGAUAAGUUGCGCAUGGCAUUUUGGUCUCAGCAGCUUCAGUGCCAGCCCAGCCUACUAGGGGUUAACAACAGUGGUGUCUGGAUCUCCUCAGGCAAGAAUGAAUUCCAUGUUGCUAAAGGAAGUCUCAUUGGAACUUACUGGAAUAACGUUGUUCCCCGGGGAACAGCUUCGGCCACAAAAUGGGCCUUUGUGUUGGCUUCUCCUGCUCCUACCCAGGAUGGAAGCUCCUUGUGGCUGUGCCAGAGCAGCAAGGACCUGUGUAGCAUCAGUGCCCAGAGUGUGCAGUGCCGCCCCUCCACAGUGCAGUUGCCUCCCGACGCCGAGAUGAGGACCUAUGCUGCAUGCCAGGAUGCUCUGUGGGCCUUGGACAACCUUGGGCAGGUGUUCAUCAGGACGCUUUCUAAGAGCUGCCCCACAGGCAUGCACUGGACGAAACUGGACCUUACCCAGCUAGGAACUGUAAGACUGACCAGUUUGGCAUGUGGAAAUCAGCACAUCUGGGCCUGUGACUCCAAGGGUGGAGUUUACUUCCGUGUUGGAACCCAGCCUCUGAAUCCCAGUCUGAUGCUUCCGGCCUGGAUCAUGAUUGAGCCACCUGUCCAGCCUGCUGGGGUCACCUUGGUCAGCGUCCAUUGUAGCCCCAAUGACCAGAUGCUGUGGGCCCUGGAUAGCAGAUGGAAUGUGCACGUGCGAACUGGAAUCACUGAGGAGAUGCCCGUGGGGACAGACUGGGAGCAUGUGCCAGGGUUACAGGCCUGCCAGCUGGCAUUGAGCACCAGGACCGUGUGGGCCCGCUGUCCAAAUGGUGACCUCGCCCGCCGCUAUGGCAUCACAGACAAAAAUCCUGCAGGGGACUACUGGAAGAAAAUUCCUGGAAGUGUCUCAUGUUUCACAGUGACCUCAUCAGAUGAGCUGUGGGCAGUGGGCUCCCCUGGCUAUCUUCUCCAGCGACUGACAAAGACGUUCAGCCAUUCGCACAGUACCCAGAAGAACAGCCAGGCAGUCACCUCCCACCCUGAGGACCUGGAGGACGAGUGGGAGGUCAUCUGAAGGAGCCCCAGGCAGCCAGUGGCUCGCUGAUGGGCGUGCCUCCUCCACCAGGCUGGACACACCACACGGACGUUCGUCUGUCUUGUUUCCGUCCCAUCCAGAACUCACAGCCUCAGCCGCGCACCGGGAGCUGUCGCUGGAGCAGCGGCGCCUUGACAUCUUGCCAAGGUCACCUCCAAGUGGGCGCAGUGGCUGCUGCUGCUCCGUUGCAUGCACUAGUUACUUGUGCACCACAGUAAAUUCUCUUCAGCAACUCCAGAUGCUGGUGUGGGGGCCAACAGGGACACCGCCACAGGCAGAUGAGUCAAAGCCAGGAAGAGUCGGGCACAUGUCCAUACCAGAACCCCAGCCAAACAGGCCUGCACACAGAGCUACAGUCAUUGGAUGUGUCUGGUGACAGUGUUGACUUCCUCACAGCUUCCCUCACAUCUCUCCGAGAGAUACAGGUGGGAAGUACCCGUCCGGGAUAGGGGUACUGGACUGUGCAGGGUAAGGGUAUACACGCACACACCCUCGCCACAUCAUGUUGCCCAUCAGGGUAGCUGCCCACCUCCUGCCCACAUGGUCCAUUUAGUCCAGCGCAGGGUGCUGGUCAGACCUGGGGCUGAACUGAUCUGGAGACAUCUUGGGGAAGACUUUUGACUAGUGGGCUAGGGGGCACCCUAAACCAGGCACCUCCAGAUGAUGUAGUAAUCACCUCUCAUUGUCAUGUCACAGACCUGAAUAAGAUACCUCAUUUGAGAUGCAACCUCCAAACAGAAGGUGGAUCUAUCUUCUGGAAACAGUGAAGGUCUUUUGUUCCUUCAGGAGGUUUAUCCUAAGUCCACCUUGUCUUGGCUAUAGCUUUGCAGGCGUGGCCAUCCCCUAUCAUGUCCUUAACCCAAGAGUAGCCAGUGUCUUCAGUGGGCAUAGCAUUGACUUCCCCAGCAGGUGGAAACAGUGCCUCCUGCUCACAGGUGCCAUGUUCCAAUCACAGCUGGGACAGCGGCAUUCUUUCCUCAGGCAUCUGAGCUUCAGGGCAGGCUGUCCACUGUGUGUCCUUCCCUGAGCCUGCUGCCCCCACCCAGGAGGUCCCUGUCACUACUCCACGCUGGCUGCCUUUUUUUUUUAGUUCACGUGGUCCAGGCAGUUACUUGAUGUCUGUUUUCCACUAAGCAUGUGUCAGGACCCCAGUACCAGGUCAAGGCCCCAGCAGUCAUGAAGCAGAGGCUCCCAGGUCUGAGCAAUGAGGAGCUGCUGAGAGCCUUGGCUGCAUUAGUUAUAAACUUUGUUGACAGCGGAGGGCCUUGCCUGGCCCCUCACAAUGGCAGCACCCCACUAAGCCCACGGGACAGUAGUGCAAUUAAACCCAAGUUAAACAGACACUUUUAAACUACUUUGAGCUUCUGUGCUUUAUAUGAUUUUCUUUUUGGUUUUGUUUUGUUGUGUUGUUCUUUGAGAUCAUGCAGAAUCUUAGCCUUUUCUCAAAUGUUGAGUAUAGUGACUGAGCGGGGUGGCCCGCAGAAGCCCAGCCCAGCCACUCUGCAGCAGAGCACCUCUGCCUGGUCUCAGAACCUGGAUGGUGUUGAGCCAGCUUCCCCGGGUGGUAUAGUGGGCAGUGACUAUUCCACAGAUGGACACACCCACUGGCAGCCCUAGAGAGAAUGCCCCCAAAGAAGGCAGAAUGAAGGGCUGUCCUCGGACGUCAGCCUUUUGUUGUUUUGAGACAGUUUUAUGAGUCCCAGGCUGGCCUCCACCAUGAAGCUAGCCACAGAUGGCUUUUUCUAAUCCUUCUGCCUCCACCUUUCAAGUUCUAGGAUUACAGGUGUGCACCACCAUGUCCUGCUAAGAUGUCAGACUCCAUGCAAUGAAGUCUUUGAGUAUAGCUCACUUUCAGAAUCCCCACUGAUCUCUUAGACAGGGGAAUUCUUAAAAUCAUGGUAGUGUCCACAUAUACCCCGAUUUCCUGCUCAGGUCUCCUAGCUUGUCCCCUCCCAGGAAGGAGAGCAUGGUUGCCAGCGAGCCUUAGAGAGGCUAGGUACCUUAUUCACAAUCCCACAGUGAACAUGGGCCAGGACCUAGCUUGGUGAAUCUGCUGACCUGUGCUGGUGCCAGCAUGCCAGGUACAGCCCAGACAUGGUUGGGCCUACACCACAAGCAGCCAGGCCGCACCCUGCAGUCAGUAUCUGUCUCUAUGGGCACUGCAGGUGGAAGGAGACAACUGCACAGCUGCCAUGCCUACUGUUUGCAUUUAGCAUGGAAAACCUGCCUUUGCCUUCCGGAGGGCAAGUGCUUUGUACACCCAAAUGCUGGGACAACCACACAAAAUCCAUAUGGAGAUUUUUACACAUUAAAGUGUAGAACCUGUAAGUCAGCAAUCCGUGUGGGGCUGGAGAUGUGGCUUAGUAGUGAUGAACUGAGCAUGCACACUACAGCACAGACCAGAAACCCUGCAGGGACCCAGAGCGCGCCUGCAUUCCAGCACUCAGGCAGUUGUCGAGACCGCCACAGCUUCCGGACCAUCCUGGACCACACAGCAAGAGCCUGACUCGAAAACACUAAACUUAAAAGUUAACAAACUUAGAAAGGGACAUGAUCGCCACAAGUGUGGUCCCCAUGUUGAAUGUUCACUGUAGGAACUUGUCUAAACCCAUAGGCACAAACGUUUCUGGGAAAGCCUCUGAAGGGUCUUCCAUCCAAAAGCCUCACUUCGGCCUCCUCUGAGAAGCUAUCGAGAACCGUCAGUUGGGAUGUGUGUGUAUAGCCCUGGCCGAGCACGCUGCUGCGCCUAGGUCCAGUUCUCAGAACGUCAACGAAGAAUAAAACAAAAGGUGACACUGUAAGGCCACAGGAUGUGUGCCUGCAGGGCAUACUGUGGGGCCCACAGGGGUCUCAUGGUGAAACUCUUCUGACCUGUCAGGACAGCGUGGUUUACAGAGAGAGAGAAGAGGACACUGUGGUGGGGGUGCUUCUUGUGCCUCGCCCUUCAGGAGGGGCAGAGACAAGUUCUCACUUGGGACAAGCAGCUGGCCAGUGAUUGCUUCCAAGUCUGUGUCUUUUUUAUCCUUUGAAUGUUGAGACAUUUAAAUGUAUUAUUUAUUUCAAAACUAAAUAAAAUUUAAUUUUAGAAACUCAAUUCUCUUAAUUUUUCAGUAUUAACAGUACUUGAGUCAAAUACCACAAAAUCAACACUACACAAAUUUUUAAAAUCUUCUUCAUAAAAUACUGGGAAAUGCUGAGCCGGGCGAUGGUGGCGCACGCCUUUA